CUCCGCCUCCGGGAUGAGCAGCGAUGACGCCAACGCCGAGUUUUACGAGCAGCUUCGCCUGCAGCAGCUGCACGAAGGCGGCGGGGAGCAUACGGCGGGCGGCGGCACGUAUGUGGACGAGGACGGAACCGAGUUCGAAUGGGACGAGGAGAGGAGGGCCUGGUUUCCCAAGAUAACCGAAGACUUCCUGGCAACCUACCAUGCAAGCUAUGGAUUUGUUGAAGAAACCUCUGCGAAUUCUGGAGGUGACAACACUAACGCUAAGAAGACUGGAGUGGCAGAGAAGAAUUCCGGAGUCAGUACAUCGCAGAAAGAUGCUAAAGGGGAAAAGAGGAAAGCUGAUGCGGGCUGGAUUGAUGUUGAAGAACAGAAGAAUACAAGUGUGUAUGUCACUGGAUUACCUCCAGACAUUACACCUGAUGAAUUCGUGGAGCUCAUGUCAAAGUUUGGGAUCAUCAUGCAAAACCCUGAAAGCCAAGAGUAUAAAAUUAAAUUGUACAAGGACAAAGAAGGAAAUCUCAAGGGAGAUGGACUCUGUUCAUACUUAAAGAAAGAAUCCAUCGACCUUGCAGUCAAAUUUCUGGAUGAAACUGAAGUGAGGGGAUAUAAGCUGCAUGUAGAAGUUGCCAAGUUUGAAAUGAAAGGGGAAUUCGAUGCCAGCAAAAAGAAGAAAAAAAGCAGAGAUUAUAAGAAGAAAUUGCUCCUGCAAAAAAAGCAGCUGGAUUGGAGACCAGAGAAGAAAUCUGGUGAAUCUCGAUUACGUUAUGAAAGAGUUGUGAUUCUUAAGCACAUGUUUCAUCCAAAGGAUUUUGAGGUUGAUCCAAUGAUUUUGAAUGAGAUCCGGGAUGACCUUCGACUGGAAUGUGAAAAAUUUGGCCAGGUCAAGAAAGUGCUUCUAUUUGAUAGACACCCCGAUGGAGUGGCCUCCGUGGCAUUUAAAGAGCCAGAACAAGCUGAUGAGUGUAAACUGGUCCUUAACGGAAGGUGGUUUGGUGGGCGCCAGAUAACUGCUGAGACGUGGGAUGGCGUCACUGAUUACCAGAUUGAAGAGACUGUGAAGGAAAGAGAGUAUCGACUUAAAACCUGGGAGACAUUUUUGGAAGACAACCCAUCUGCAGUUAAGUCUGAUGACCAGAGGACAGCGCAGGCUCCUGUUGGAUCGUCUGCUCCACAGGAGGAUAGGACAACUUCAGGAGAUGCCGAGGCUCCGUCAGUAGACUCUUCAGCACCUGGACAGGACUCUGGAGCUCCUUUAGUGGCCAGUUCGGCACCCUUGAAGGACUCCACGGCUCUGUCAGCAGACUGUUCACCACCAUCAGAGAGCAGUAAUCAGCAAGGUGUGAUCACUCCUGAGGAGGCAGAAGAAAACCAGAAUGAGGAGACCUUAUCAACAGACAGCAGCAUUGAUGGAAGUGAUAAUGCGGAUGAGGAGCCAUGAAUACUAAAAGGAUUUUGCUUUCUGGCUGAAAUUAUUUGUAAUUGGAAAAUUAUGAAAAACGAGGUCCCAUUGUUCCAAGCAUAUGGUAAUAACGGGCCAUAAAAAAUCACUAGUCCAUCCAGACUGCUUCAUGUGGUCAUGGUGUUUUGCUGGUGACAAAAUAUAUAUACAUACAUCCAGUCACAAAACCUUCUGAAAGAGAGCACAACAAGACACUCAUUUAAAACUCAGGCUGGUUAAAGAAUGCUGUGGGGUAGAGAUAAGGAAUAGGCGAAAGGGGCUGCUUAAUUAAAGUGAAAUGACCAUUGUUUCUAACCUGGAGAUAGAAUGUACAAAAUAUUUCUGAGGGGAUGUUUUGGGAUGUAGUUGAUCUACAGUGGACACACUUUUCAUUAGUUCCUUUGCAAGGUUUUAUCUGGUAAUAUUUUUGUUAAGAUAGGUGAACACCAAGAGAAUUUUCUUCCUCGUUUUAACAAGGUUUUUAAAACAAACUAUAUACAACUGAUUUCACAGCGCAUCAGUUUCAACAGCAGUUGACUCCUGUUGCUCACUGGUCAGAUCUACAGUCAGCUCCAGAAAGAAAAAAACUUGGCCCGUUCUCGAUUUGAUUACAGCUCCAUACACAUUAAUACUGUUAAGUGUGCAUCUUUGUGUUGAAAUUGGAGAAGUAUUAAGAUCCAGGUUCUUUUUUUUUUGCAUCCUUGGAAAUUGCAGAUAUUUGCUUAUUAGAGAGGUGUCAGCUUCAGUCACCUGAAAGGUGAGGUAAGCCCUAUUCUGAUAAUUGUCUUCAUGUUUUCAUUAACAAAAUGGUUUUGAAAGAGAAACAAUCACUGCUCUGUGCGGCUAAAUUAUCCAAUAUUCCUGUUUGAGUGGGUACAUAUUUUGGAAUAGUUUCCUACAGCUCCUCUGGAAUUUGUAAGUGGUUGUUUAUGUCCAUGUAACAUCUGUUUUAUUCUGAUUUUAAAUUUCCACCCCAUGUUUUGUUCUGCAGUGUAUUUAAUUUGUGUGUGAUUUAAUUCAAAGUGGUCUUCAUAAACACUUGCAUCAGCCUGUUGUGACGUGUUGUUAGGGACGUUAAUGUGUUUCUGUUUUUAACUAUGCUAUUCGAGAUGACAGGUGGAAGCAAUUUGGUGUGCCUGUUACCACCCAGCCUCCAUAAAUUUCUUCAGAGAUUCAGAUAUUGUUAUGUGUGAAUUUUAAAAUGUUUUGAUACAAAAGGAAAUUUGAAAAGCAAUUGAAAACUUUUAGAAAUAAAAGUAUUGGAUGUCAAUGCCAAAUAAUUAUUGGUGAUCUUUUGAAUUUCUAAAUGAAAGCUAAAUAUCAGGUAUUCUGGUUCAUUUUCAAUGUGUUUCAGUCCAGACUCUUGGUAGAUCAUUAUAAAUCUGGAAUGGUUGCAUCACUGGCACCAUGUUCCUACCAGAAUGUUUGUGGUGUAGCACCUGGUGAGUAUCUAGUACUGGCAACAUAUCUGAAACCCAACCUGUUGUGUUCUAAUGCUGCAAUGUAAAUGGCUAUUCUACCAUAAAAUAAAUAAACAAUAACCGUUGACUUUCAGGAACUGACUAACUAG
Molecule: messenger RNA, 3008 nt
Organism: Mobula hypostoma (lesser devil ray)
Lineage: Eukaryota; Metazoa; Chordata; Chondrichthyes; Myliobatiformes; Myliobatidae
Gene: htatsf1
Product: HIV-1 Tat specific factor 1
Exons: 9
Coding region: 14-1438 (474 amino acids)
Biological process (GO): mRNA splicing, via spliceosome
Cellular component (GO): U2-type spliceosomal complex; U2 snRNP
Molecular function (GO): RNA binding
Source: RefSeq, a predicted model, not a curated record